GGGCGGGGUUACACCUUUCAGUGGGAAUCCUCGGUUCAAAAAGCUUUUCGCGAGAGUGUAGGCUUGUUUCUGCUUUCAGUACGGACUCAAGAGACGACAAAAGAGGACCAAAAAUAUGCUCUCCAUAAGCGGGACACGGGUUUAUUUUCGUUGACGAAGUUUUUUAACUGCGCUGAAGAUUGAAACAAACAAACCCAAAAAAAAACAAAACAGAAAAGCAGCAACAAAUCGUGCAGGUGGCAGAGCAGCAGAGCAACACGUUGACCAGGAACCAGAUCAGCUCCAGACUCAUCAUCCAGACCUGCUCGUCUCACCUGAGCCCGACAAGAGAGAUAAAGAUGUCUGUGGAGAGUUACUCUGCUCUGGAUGAGUCCUCUCUCAGAGCUCUGCUGGAUGGAACCGUGGAUCUGGACGAGAGACGCCUCAUCCGUUCAGCCAUCCGGGAGUUGAGGAGGAGGGAGAUCGAGGACAUGGAGGCCGCUCUGGCCAGCAAGAGAUUUCGACCCACACGCCUCAAACAGCAGGAGGACAAGGAGAACCAGCACAGGUCAGAAUCCAGCGACAACUUGGACGUCCUGUCACGAAAACUGCAAUCAAUCCAGGACAUUGAUGAGCUCACGAAAAUGCUCCGUGCCGCCAGCGAGUAUGAGGAGAGGAAGAUGAUCAGAGCAGCCAUCCGACAAAUCCGCGAUGAACAGCAGCAAGGGACUGUGGAACGGAGUAAAGCUCCGGGUUGCUGCCAGGAGCCUGAGAGUGUGGAGCCCCAGAGCAGCAUGGGAACUGGGGAGACAGAGCGGGAGAGUCACAGUGAGCGUAACAGAUCUCAGAUCCGGGAGUUACGCAGCCAGCAGACACAACAAAGCAGAGAGCUGCAGAGAUUAGGCUCCAACUCAGGCAUGGUGUUGGUUCUGGAUCACCUGGUGAAGGACGAUGGUCCUGCACCUCUGGUGAUCCAGCCGCAGAGAGAGGCUGUGACCACAGAGCCUGACCUGGUCCUGCCUCAUCGUCAAAGGUCUGACUCCUCAGCUUCAGACCGCAGUGUGACCUCUGUGCUUUCCAGGUCCAAUCUGGAUUCUGUGGCCUCAGAGAAGAGUCUGGGCUCAGCCUACAGAGCCCGGCUGGACUCUGGAGCCUCAGACAGGAGCCAGAGUCCCUUCCAGCGUGGCCGGCUAGACUCUGGGGCAUCAGAGCGAAGCGUCGGCUCCCUGUCCUACGCCAGACAGAGACUGGGCUCAGAUGUCUCCGACUCUGGCGUCAGACCCCGUUUGGGCUCCGGGGCUUCAGACAGCGUUGGUCUUUUGUCACGGAAACGGACUGACUCGGGGACAUCUGACCGGAGUGUGAGUAUGUCCUCUGAGGAGAGGGGUCCAGCGGAGGAGGUGGAGGUAGCCACGAGUGGUUCAACUUACAGCACAGAUUCAGAAACCGAGAGCGGAAGCCAAGGUCCAGCCGACCUCCAGGCUCGGUCCGAUCAGGACUGCAUCAUUGACCAGGACCAGCCCGAUGGCGCUGUUUUAUCUAGGAAGGAUCCUGCAAAUGGUCUGCUCAACGGCAGCACCAAGGGAAAAAACGACUUCCAGAAACAAAAGAUGACAAUUAACAGCGAUCUGCCCCUCACUCAUGGCAGCAAGGAUUCUGCACCUGAGAAGAAAGAUAUCGUAUUGGAACAAUUCAACCGUACCAACUCAGUGCGUGAUCGAAUGCGCAAGUUCACGGAGUCCAGCCAGAGCCCGAAUGUCCCCGCUUUGAAGAAAGCUCCUCUGAGGAACGGGACCACCUCCGGCAGCGGUGGCCAGACGAAUAUCUCCAGAGCCGCGGAGCUGUUUACACACACAGCAGCAUCCCUCAGCACAUCUGGAGACAGGCCAGCACGGCCACGUGUGGACUCCACAUCUAGCACCUCUGGCGCAUCCCAGAGUCAGGCUGUACCUCAGCCAAGAGGCGUGGCCAACAAACCUCUGUCUUCUGCUAGCCAAUGGCAGAACUCCAUGGGUGGGACGAGGCAUCCAGCUGAAAAAGAUGUGCAUGCCUCCAGUGACUCAAAGGAAGACAGGACCCCAGGGAGAGCAGCUGGACAGCAGGUCACCCAGGGAGAGGCAGACCCGGACAUGAAGACUUUCCUCACCAUCGAGAUCAAGGAUGGGCGCACCACCACUUCCUCCUCUACGGCCACCCCUAGGGGCAACAUGGUACCCAUCACCAACAUGACCCCGCGCAUCACCACCACUAAUGCUCUGGGACAGAGAGCAGAGCUGACCCUUGGCCUCAGAGCUACACCGUUCAAGCUCUCCUCAUCCAGCCUCUCCUCCGGAUCCUCCAUCAAGAUGGAGACAGAGCCCGUCGUGGCCUCUGAGCCGGUGUUUUCAGUUGGACCGUCAGCCCAGGUGGCGUGUCACGUCCCGGCCAUCCCCAACGGCUCCAGCACUCAGGCCGAACCCGACGAGCGCUCCGGAAAACUGACUGCCGAGCAGCUGGCUGCCAUCGAGGACGAAGAGCUCCUUGACAAAAUGCUCGAUGAGUCAAAAGACUUUGAGGAGAGAAAGAUGAUCCGCGCAGCCAUGAGAGACCUUCGCAAGAGAAAGAGAGAGGUCAAGCUGGGAUGUACUCAAGAGGAAAUAGACCAGAGAGAAAAGGAGCGCGACACCCGUCUGCAGGAGCUCCGGACGCAGAGAGAAGAACGAGCACAGAAAGGCCGUGCUGGGGUCGGAACGGGAGAGUUGGUGAUGAGGAAGGUGGAGAAGUCAGCGGAUGGCUCCAGUCACAGUCAAGUCACCAAGACGGACCGCUUCGCUUCAUCUGAUGAUGGGAGCAGAUCAACACGCAGCACUGUCGUCGAGGCCAGUUAUUUGCAGAAAACAGACAGAGGGACACUCCAGUCCAAAUCAUACAGCUACAGCUCUUCCACAUCAUCAUCAUCCUCCUCCAACACGGGCAAAAAAGUGGGCAGUGUGUUUGACCGCGAGGAUGACACAUCGUCUCGCAGUGGCAGCGGCGGAUUAGCUGCGGUGGAGCGGAGGCAGGCGGAGAGGCGCAAGGAGCUGAUGAGGGCUCAGACUCUGCCGAAGACCUCUGCCAUGCAGGCCCGCAAAGCCAUGAUAGAGAAACUGGAGAAGGAGGGAGGCGGCCCUGGAAAUCAGGCGGUCGCCAAGGUAAACAAGGUCCAGCGUUCCACCAGCUUUGGUGUACCCAACGCGAACUCCAUUAAGCAGAUGCUGCUCGACUGGUGCCGCGCCAAGACCCGCUCCUAUGAGCAUGUGGACAUUCAGAAUUUUUCAUCCAGCUGGAGUAACGGCAUGGCAUUUUGUGCCCUGGUGCACAAUUUUUUCCCCGAAUCCUUUGAAUACGAGUCCCUGAGCCCCAGCAACCGCAGGCAAAACUUUGAGGUGGCCUUCAGCACUGCAGAGACCUAUUGCAACUGCAUGCCUUUGCUGGAAGUGGAGGACAUGAUGAUCAUGGGUAACAAACCCGACUCCAAAUGCGUCUUCACCUACGUACAGUCCCUGGUCAACCACCUGCGCAGAUACGAGAUGUCCAUGGGUCGGCCCUGUGACCUCUGACCUCUGACCUGUGCUCAGUGACGUGCUCAGUGACGUGGCGUCACCCCCGGCCCUCCCCGUCCCUUCACCAGCCCUGACCCGUCCCCCAGCUCCAUCUUCACCUGAUGACGGCCUCCACACUGACAGGCUGCGUCACAGAGGUGCUCAUCUCUGAUGGACAAGUUGGGGAUUGUGUGUGCGUGUGUGUGUGUGUGUGUGUGUGUCAGUUUGCUUAUUAUCUUUGUUGGCAGUGGUGAUGUGUAUUCGUUAUUUCAUUAAGUCCACAUUUCACCAGCAAGAGAACGCCAAAGGUUUUAUAAGACUACCUUUUUAAGCUUUAAAAUUUUACAUCUUUUUUUUGUACUCAGCUUUGUAUCAGGUAAUAUUUAACUGUGUCAGUACACUAGUGGACUGAAAAACACAUCAAGACAGAAAAGAGAAAAUAUUUUUAUAGUAUUUCCCCUUUUAAAUUAUUUAUACCUACAUUUUUCUCUGCUUAUUGUAAUUUGCUGGCAUUUCUGUUGGUAAUUCCACAGAAGAAGAAAAAUACAUCCAACCAUAUGAUGCAUUAUUUGGGUUUUCAUUUCGGUACUUUUUCACUUUUGCCAAACUCUCGCUGCUUGACGUAUUUGAAUUAAGUUAUUCUCAUGUUGAUGUAAUCAAUGAGCAUAUUACUAUUUAAUACAUGAGCACAGGGAUGUUCUUUCUUCAUUGUUCAAUGUUUGAGUAAUCUCACCUUUCUGAACUCUGCAGUGCUACUGAGAACAUUGUACCCCUCCUACAUCACUGUGUCAUUAUUUUAACCGCAAAAUGCUUGCAGUCAAACACGUUUUUAAUUCAGGUAGAAAGAAAACAAGGAGUGGGUUGUAGUCUGAUGUCAUGCAGCUGAACUGUAUCAUUACUUGAUUUAAUAAUAAUAAUAAUAAUAAUAAUGUGUGUACAGCAGUGCUGCCAUCCUCCCCCAGCAUCACUGACUUGCCCUGCCAAACACACUCACACACAGCUCUGUUAGAGGGCUUCUUAUUUAUGCUCCAGUAGAUUUUUUGGAAAUAUAUUAUUUUUUAUUUUGUUAGUGUGUACAUUAUGCUUUUAAAAGCUUUGUUUAAAGCUGAGUCAAUAAGCUUAAUCUGUCACGAUGUUUUGUGAAACUGAUUGGGGUCACUUUUUGGAGAAGUUAAUAAGCUUUCUGUUUAAACGCGACUAAUCAUGACAGAACAUAACUGCCAAUUGUGUAUUUUACAACAUGAAGCUAAAGAAAAAAAUUUAAAUAAUUUUUAUUCCACUUGUAAAAUUAAGAUUUCUUUAAGAAGAUGUUGAAAAUCUGAUCGUUUCAGAGCUGAGCGAGCUUGAUGAAACUUAUUUCUGGAAGCUCUGUUUUAGAAGAUUUAGAGAAAUUAUUUGAGAAUUAUUCCACCGCUGCCAACUGAAAAACGAAUACCUUCCACGGAGCAGUGAGUGCUGUAAAUAAGAGCUUAAACACAUUAUAAUUUCAUGUUUCUGUGCACCACAGUUAAAUGUGAAUUAAGAUUAAACCAAUUUGAGAAAUGAA
Messenger RNA from Sebastes umbrosus (honeycomb rockfish), 5085 nucleotides. It is a transcript of the gene smtnb, whose product is annotated as smoothelin b. Gene Ontology annotation, cellular component: filamentous actin; microtubule organizing center. Gene Ontology annotation, biological process: actin cytoskeleton organization. The coding region runs from base 339 to 3557 and encodes 1072 amino acids. The record is from RefSeq and is a predicted model, not a curated record. The transcript is spliced from 20 exons. Lineage: Eukaryota; Metazoa; Chordata; Actinopteri; Perciformes; Sebastidae. Gene Ontology annotation, molecular function: protein binding.